Messenger RNA from Panicum hallii, 1632 nucleotides. RefSeq names its product probable LRR receptor-like serine/threonine-protein kinase At3g47570. Bases 109 to 1392 code for a protein of 427 amino acids. The transcript is spliced from 3 exons. Gene Ontology annotation, molecular function: protein kinase activity; protein binding; ATP binding. Lineage: Eukaryota; Viridiplantae; Streptophyta; Magnoliopsida; Poales; Poaceae. The record is from RefSeq and is a predicted model, not a curated record. Gene Ontology annotation, biological process: protein phosphorylation.
GCAUUGGGCAACUGUGAAAGUUUGGAAGACAUUGAGCUGGAUCAGAAUUUUUUUGUUGGCAGCAUUCCAGCAUCAUUAGGCAACAUACGCAGCUUGGAAGUACUCAAUAUGUCUCACAAUCAAUUAUCAGGAUCGAUACCAAAGUCUUUUGGUGGUCUGCAAUUUCUUGAGCAACUAGAUUUGUCAUUCAACCAUCUUGAGGGUGAAGUCCCAGAAAAUGGUAUAUUCAGGAACGCAACUGCUAUACAUAUCGAUGGAAAUAAGUGGUUUUGUGGUGGGCCAGAAGUGCUACACCUACCAGCAUGUUCUAUUACACAUACAAGUUCUACAACUAAGAAAAAAGGAUCGGUAAUGCUAAAAGUAAUGAUCCCAUUAGCCAGCACGGUGUCACUGGUUGCGGUCAUUGCAGUUCUCUCGCUAUUGUACAAGAAAAGACAAAAGAGAAAAUUUAUGACCGUCCCUUCUUUUGGUAGGAGUUUUCCCAAAGUUUCAUAUAAUGUUCUUGCCAGAGCGACUGAUGGGUUCUCGGCAUCCAAUUUAAUUGGCAGUGGAAAGUACAGUUCUGUAUACAAAGGUGAGUGUUUUCAAGAUGGAAAUGUGGUUGCUAUCAAAGUUUUCAGCCUGCACACAAGAGGGGCACAAAAGAGCUUCAUAGCAGAAUGCAAUGCUUUGAGAAAUUUGAGGCACCGCAAUCUAGUUCCUAUCCUUACUGCAUGCUCAAGUAUUGAUUCUGAAGGAAAUGAUUUCAAAGCUCUAAUAUACGAAUUCAUGCCAAGAGGGGACUUGCACAAAGUGCUAUAUUCAAAUGGAGAUGCAUUGGAGUAUCUCCACCAUAACAGCCAGGGGAGUAUGGUUCAUUGUGAUUUGAAGCCUAGCAACAUUCUUCUGGAUGAGAACAUGACGGCUCAUGUUGGAGACUUUGGACUUGCAAGGUUCAAAGUUGACCCAACAGCAUUAUCUGUUGGUGAUUCAAACUCAACCUCUUCAAUUGCAAUAAAAGGAACAAUUGGAUAUGUUGCGCCUGAAUAUGCAGGGGCUGGCGAACUGUCGACGGCAGCAGAUGUGUACAGCUUCGGAGUUGUUCUCCUCGAAUUAUUCAUCCGAAAGAGGCCAACGGAUGAUAUGUUCAAGGACGGACUGAGCAUUGUAAGUUUUACAGAGAUGAACUUCCCUGAUAGGGUAUUGGAGAUUGUUGAUUCCCAGCUGCUACAAGAAUUGAUCCUUGGUCAAGAAACUCAAACAGCCGUCAACGAAAAAGUUGUUCAGUGUCUGACUUCUGUGCUAUACAUUGGGCUGUGUUGCACAAAGACAUCCCCCAGUGAACGCAUCAGUAUGCAGGAGGUGGCUGCAAAGCUGCAUGGAGUCAAGGAUGCGUAUCUCAGGGGAAACUGAAGAAACAUUUCAGUAAUUUUAGUAAAACCUGAAUAAGAUGCUGAAGACUUAUCAACAAAACUCACACAGAAUGUUUCAACUUUCAAGCUUUGUAAGAUCCUCUCCUUGAUACGGAGACUCAAGGUUCUGCAGUACAUUAUUUAGUGUCAGUAGUUUAGUACUGCUGAUAAAAGAAUAGACCUCAGAUGUGUUUGCUAAUUUGCAUUUACAAAUGGUAUUUGGCCCAGUGCUUAUUCUGAA